Rhizoctonia solani is the source of this 228-nucleotide messenger RNA. RefSeq names its product ATP synthase epsilon chain domain-containing protein. Gene Ontology annotation, biological process: proton motive force-driven ATP synthesis. The record is from RefSeq and is a predicted model, not a curated record. The coding region runs from base 1 to 228 and encodes 75 amino acids. Gene Ontology annotation, molecular function: proton-transporting ATP synthase activity, rotational mechanism. The transcript is spliced from 3 exons. NCBI's taxonomy places the organism in Eukaryota, Fungi, Basidiomycota, Agaricomycetes, Cantharellales, Ceratobasidiaceae.
AUGAGCACUGCUGCAGCUUGGAGAGCACACUUCUCGUACAACCGCUACUCUCUCAUUGCAGGCCGUGCCCUUGCCCGCUCGUUGAACGAGAACGCCCGUGUCUCUGCCGAGAAGCGUGGUCUUUCAUCUUUGAAGUACCAAAAGUGGGAGUCUGGCAAGUCUAGCGAAGCCCAAUGGAUCAACCCUCCCAAGGACGCUGACGCCGUACCCAAGUCCGCGGCAGUGUGA